CUUGGCCUCUGCCAGCCAGGCCCUGGCCCCGGUUUCCGCGAUACAGGGAGUGCCCAUCAGCUCGCGGUCACACCUGUUAGGUGUUUCUCCGCUCCUGCCUCCGCGCGAGCAAACGCCUCCUGCACCACUGGGGACCUGGGUGCAGAGCGCGGGGGAAGGGGGCGGAGAAGCAGGGCCCGGCCUUCUCCUCCUGCGGACCCCGCGGGAUCUGCUCGGAGGGUGGAGCGGGGAGGGGGCACUGCGAGGCGGGAGAGGGUUGAGACAGGCGGAGAGGGGCAUGGGGAGGGCCCGUGGAAGGGGUGUCACUGCUCGCUUCACGCUUCAAGAGGCUGCAGCAGAGGCGGCGGGGCUGAGCCGCGGAGGAGACGGGGUUUGUAGCAGCCUCCGCAUUUCUCCUUGCAGCCCCAGCGCCACCGCCCCUCGCCGGGCCGCGGCGCGCGUUAGGCCGCGCAAAGUGAGCGCGGGCGCCGGCCGGCUGCACCUCACCCGGGACCGGAGGGCAGAGCGCGGUGGGGCCGCGGCGGGGGUACUGCGCGAGCCGGGCGGCCCGCGCGUCUCCGGGGCGCACCAGCUGCGGCUGCCACCGGGCCGCGGCCGGGACGGAGCACCCUGCGCGCCCCCCGGGGGCCGGCAGCGGCCGGGAGGCGGCGCGGGGCUCGGCUCCUCCGCCCCGCAGCUCCGCGCACCCUGCAGCAGCGGCGGCGGCGGCGACGGCGCGGGCUCGGGCGCCCGGGCACCCUCCGAGCCCAUGGCGGGCAGCGAUGCGGGCGGCGAGGGUCGGGCGCACAGAAGCGGCGCCGCGCGGCGUCCGGGGGCCCCCGGCGGGCGGGGAGGCGAGGCUGCCGCCAGCAACCCGGGGCCGCUGUCCACUGCUGAAGCGCCGGCGGACGGCGCUGCGCUGCCCGCCUGGAUGCGCCUCUACUUCUACGGGAUGCACGGGAUCACCCUGGACGUGCUCGUGUCCGCGGCUCGGCGCUUCGCUAGCAGCCCGGACCUCCGGAUGCUGGGCUUCUCCUCGCCCUACCGCUGCCUGCUGCACUCGCUCACCCACUUCGCCCUGGAGAAGGUCUACCUGCAGCAGCGGCGCUGCCCCAGCGCCUUCCUCUUCAAUUUUCUCCUCUACCCCUCGGCCCACGUGGCGCUGCAGACCCUGGCGGGCCAGGCGCUGCUGCUCGGCCUGCGCAGCGGACCGCGGGGUGCGGCGGCGCCGGGGACACUGGACCUAGCGCUGCAGUAUGUGCUGGCUCUCUACCACUGCCAUGUGUUCCUGAAGCGCUUCCUGCGCUUGCGGUACCGGCGGCAGCCAGAGCAGCGGCAGCAGCCGCAGCAUCGGCCCGGCGCGCCCCCCGCCCCUCUGGGCGCCCGGGCCCCUGUGGUUGCAGGUGGCCGGAGGCGACUACCCCGAGACACUCGGGGCGUCGGAGGAGCCUCCGGUCAGGGGCUGCCGGACCUGCCCCGCUUUCUUUUCUUCGGAAUGCACGGCUUUUUGGAUGAGAUCUUCUUCACUUUCUUCUUUAACUUACUGGGGCAGGGAGACGGGGCCACCAGCGGCCACACGUCGCUCUGGUCCUUCUUUAUUUAUGGCAGCUGCAGUUUUGUGGUGGAAAAGCUCUACUUCCACCUGCACCGCAGUCGUGGCUGGAGCGCUUGGAAGCGGGUGCCCAUCUACGUGGUCUUCGUCUAUGUGUGGGAGUUGUCCUGGGGUCUGGGACUCCGCAUGUGCGGUGCUUGUUCCUGGGACUAUUCUCACUACCCGCUCAAUUUCAUGGGCCUCAUCACCCUGAUGUAUUUACCUGGUUGGAUAUUUCUUAGUGUGUACCAGGACCUACUCUCCAACGUGUUGUGGCGGGUGCAGUACCUACCGACCAAAUAAGACAAAACAAAACAAAACAAAACAAAACAAAACAAAACAAAAGUCACUGGAUUCCCACGAAGCAAUUCGAUUUCCUUUUACACGUUUAAAACGGAGUGGGUUUUUUUAGCCUUUUAAUUUUUAUACGUUUUACUAAAUUCUUACAAUAGGUUUUAUUGGACCCUUUAGUUUUUAUGACACUUUGGAACCUAUGCAUAAUAAUACAAUAUUUCAAAAUACUGCUCAAGACAUAAAGUACUUGUCAAUAUUGAAAACCCCUUACAAGCCCAAGCAGUAAAACCAUCAUACCUUAACUUCAGAACCUGUAGUAUGUUCACUUUUGGGGGCGUAGGUGGGUGAUAACUACUAAUUUUUUUUUCUUUUUAAGUGAGGAGGUUAUUCAGAUCAGAAAUCAGUGAUCUUUACAAGAUUUGGCGAAAUUUUCUGAUUUAAUGGUUUGUUUACUUUCUUUUUAAUCCAAUUUCAUUUUAAUUCCUUGCCAUACUUACCAAUCACUGCUGAAACUCAGUAUCUUGUACUUCUAAAACUACAGUUAAUAGCUCUUAAAGUGCCUCCCUCUACUACACAAGUGAAAAAGAAACUGACAAAUGUGAAAACACAUCCUAUGGAUACAGUUUUAAACUCAGACAGGUGACACUGUGUUAAGAUAUUUGAUCUCCAUCCUGGAAAUGAUUGUUUUCCAAUGUGGAUUAGCCUUAAAUGCCAAGUGUGUUAACAUUGAUUAGAUUUUAUGUUAUCUAUGGCUGUAAAUUUUUGUUGUAAAAUGUUUACCUUGUAUGCCCAAAGUCCAAGCAAAGUUAUACCACUCAUUAGUGUUCUAACCCUAAGGACUUUUGCUACAUGGAGCUUCAAGAAUAGAAACGAUUCCUUGGAAUAAAAUGAACCUAAAUGUUCAUUA
Molecule: messenger RNA, 2771 nt
Organism: Neofelis nebulosa (Clouded leopard)
Lineage: Eukaryota; Metazoa; Chordata; Mammalia; Carnivora; Felidae
Gene: TMEM229A
Product: transmembrane protein 229A
Exons: 1
Coding region: 278-1873 (531 amino acids)
Source: RefSeq, a predicted model, not a curated record